AGUCUACUACGGGGGGCAUGCCAACAGUUUUCUCAUACUCCCCUCUCUCAGUUAGUUCAAGUAGCCUUAAAACAACGCAGUUCUUUACAGACGAUUGCAUUGAAUUCAUGUAACUUCUUACAGUCUACGUGUGAUCAAAUAACACAACGCAUCGAAAAAGAAUACUGUUGCUUAUUUAUAAGACGUUUUUUUCUGGAUGCUGGCGCUGGCGUUUCCUCCAGCUGUCUGUGAAGUGAGUGACGCGUGACUGUUACUCGUAUAAUAUGGCAAGCUGCAAAAUGUGAGCGUCUGUCCACGCCAGUGUAUUGAAUGAAGAGGAUGACACCUCGUGCACUGCCGCGCGACUCCAGAAAGUUGGGACCUCAACACGGGAGCAUCUCGAGGUGCUUUGGACAAUAGAUACGUCAAGUCGAGCCUCCGAAACCCGUCGUUUAGUUGGUCAAAAAAGGAGGAAUAUUUACUAAUGCCGGGGAAGCUGUUCAAGUGGUGAUCCUGUUCAUAAAAGUGGGAUUUUAGAGUUGGAAACGUAUAUUGGCUUGGUUACAUUAGAUGUCUCCGAUCAUUACAACUGUUGUAAAGGUUUCUACUUCCUGUGAUAUAAUCACACCAUGCCUGAGGGGGCGGGCCGCGACAGCAAGAAAAGAAACAGCAACCAAGUUGCCAAGCGUCCCUCCUCCGUGUCCUCGCUGAGUGGGAUCGUGAGCCGUAUGGCCUCCUCUGGGGGUGCGUCCCGCGGGAGCUGCACUUCUGUGAACACGGUGUGCUCCGACAGCGACCGCGGUGCCAGUCUUAGCUCCUCUGCCUCAUCUGCCUCACUGCAGGAUGGACACUCCUCGUCCUCAUCCUCGUCGCUCCCCUACGGGGCAGUGCCGUCUUACCCUGGCCCUCAGCGUAAUGGCUCCGACAUCAGUCUAGAUCUUACGCCUCUCUCCCUAACGGGAACCGGUCCACUUCCUGCCUCAACAUCACCGAUGCCCAAACUCUCUCGCCUGGAGCGUGUGGCACUGGAGAUAGUGGAAACCGAGCAGGCCUAUGUGAGGGACCUCAAGAGCAUCGUGGAGGAUUAUCUUGGCUGCAUUAUCGACUGCGGUGACUUGCCUCUCAAACCCGAGGAGGUCAGCACCCUCUUCUGCAACAUUGAGGACAUCUAUGAGUUUAACAGUGACCUGUUGGAGGAUCUGGAGCGUAGUCCGCACGCCGCUGCCAUAGCAGAGUGCUUUGUGGAGAGGAGUGAAGCUUUUGACAUUUACACCAUAUACUGCAUGAAUUACCCCAACUCGGUCACCGUCCUAAGGGACUGCAUGAAGAAUGAAAGCCUGGUGCGCUUCUUCCAGGAAAGGCAGGCCACCCUGUGCCACUCAUUGCCUCUGGAGACUUACCUGCUAAAGCCCGUGCAAAGGAUUCUUAAGUACCACCUCCUACUGCAGGAGCUGUCCAAACAUUUUGAUAAAAGUGAUCCGGGGUAUGAGGUGGUGGAGGAUGCCAUUAUUACCAUGACAGCAGUGGCUUGGUACAUCAAUGACAUGAAGAGAAAACAGGAGCAUGCGGUCAGACUGCAGGAAAUUGAGAGUUUGUUACUGAACUGGACUGGUCCUGAUCUCAGCGGGUUUGGUGAACUCGUUCUUGAAGGCUCCUUUCGGGUUCAACGGGUGAAGAAGGAAAGAGCGUUUUUUCUUUUUGACAAAAUGCUUCUCAUUGCCAAAAAGAGGCUGGAUCAUUUCAUUUACAGUACUCACAUCUUUUGCUGUAAUCUGCUCCUCGUGGAAAACAUGAAGGAUCCUCUGUGUUUUAAGGUGUCAGACCAGACAAUCCCAAAACAGCAACACAUUGUUCAGGCUAAAAACCAGGAGGAGAAGCGGUUGUGGCUGCACUACCUCAAGAGGAUGAUAGUGGAGAACCAUCCUGCAUCCUUACCACAAAAAGCAAGGCAGGUUCUCGGUGACAGCUUCUGUCAGUCACCACAGUUUGAUCAAGAGCCAAUAAGAAAGCCAAUGCCUUCUCCAAGAAUGGAUGAUAUUCAUAACUACCACAGGGGAAGAAGGCAAUCAGAACCACCAGAAUUCAUGUACACCCCGGAGAAAGCCAGAAAAUGCCUUCCACUCCUCUUAGAGGGCAAUCUGACAUACAAGCGUGGGAGGAGACAGUCUGCCCCUGCCAAGGAUAUAGAAUCUGCAUUUCAGCAAAGUGUUUCUUUGAAGACUGGGAGUGAAGGAGAGUUAUGCCCACAGGCUGACAGCAUUGGCUCCUCGGGCAGUACCAGUACUUUGGCAUCCUCCGUCAUUGAAGUUGAAUUUGCUCGGGAUGAUCUGACCUUAUGUCAAGAUGAAGAUGAUUUGACCCCACUUCCUCCACCACCAACACUUUCAAUUACUGAGGAAAUCAUGCAAUUCAUUAACGAGAGCCGUCUUCGAGAAGGCAUGGCACAGUUAACGUCAGACAUGUGCCAGUCGAUUCCAGAGUCCUUGGAUGUCCAGCCAUUGGAGGCACAGCAGUUGGAUGAAGUUAAACCACUUGCAACGGAGUUGGAUGAAGAAAAGCAGCAGAUGAAUAAUCCCAAAAGUACAGAGAUCGAAAAAACUCCUUUAGUGGAUGGGUCAGACAAAAACAAGGACAGCCAUUCAUCCUGUGAAGCAAUUGAUUCUCCACCAGAGGACAUUGAGAGACCAUCAUCACAGUUGCAUACCUUCACAGAGGUCAAUCAGUCAGAAGAACUGACAUACUCAGAGCUCAAUCAUAGUGAUUCAUCCAAACCAGAGAUGGUUAUGCACAUAAAUGAACAAGAGUGUGAAGACACUGAGGACAAUUUUACUAAAAAGCAAGAGUCUCACCAAUCAGAUAUUACAGACAAAGCCAAUGAUAGUGCAUUAUGUGAGGCAAAGUCAGCUUCGAAACCACCUGACAGCUCUCUUGUCCCCAAAGUUGAAACUGAGCAAAAGUUGACCAAAAGUGACAGGCAGAUUAUUGAGAAGAUACGUAGCUAUUAUGAGGCAGCAGAAGCGGGUAUAGAAGAGAGUCAGGCAGCACGUAGGAACAGCUUCUCUCAUAUUCCUACAGGUUUGGUAAAGGAUUCUGUGUCUCGUUUUAAUGUUUCUGUCCACCAAGAGAGCCUGGUGGACUCUGAAAAUGGACACACUGACUGUGCUGAAAAUGAUUCACCAUCUUCACUACUUCCAAAGUCAAACCAAACCGAACAGCUUCCUAGUCAUCAGGAAUCGGCUGAUAGAGCCUCCCCUUUAUCUAUUUUGGAUGUUAGACAAGAGCAAAAGGAAGAAUUAGAUUGCAAGUCAGCAACUGAAAUGGAAGAAAAGAGUUGUGAAUUUACUCCUUGCAUGAAUCUUUGGAAGGAGAAAGAGAGAAUGGUUCAAGAGUCUCAGAUGAAUCCAACAGUACCUUUCCUGAAGGAGAACAAUUCUGUUUUGCCUACAAAAACAGAAGAGACAUCCAUAAAUGAUAUGAAUUUAGUACAACAGUCUGAACUGUCACUGUGCGAUAAAGAUACUUCACAUCAAUCAAAUCUGCAGACAUCAGAAAAACCUGAUACAUCUCAUCAGUUAGCUGGUAGAACAAGAUCUAGGAUGUCUCCUAACGGAAGCCUGGAUAGCCUUCCCAGUCAGAUUAAAGUUGGCAGAUGGUCUCGUCAUGGCAAGAUGGUUUCAUGUACCAGUACUCUUUAUGAGGGAAUGGCAGAGGUUCCAGAUUUAGGAUUUUCUGAGGGUGAACCAGUCAACCAGUGUUUGGUAGAGAACUCUGAAAAGAUUCUGAAUAAAGUUCAAAUGCUUGCACGCAUGUACACCGCCAAGGCAAGUAGCAUGAAGGUACCAUUACAUCAGAAGAGAACACGAACAAGUAGGGGAACAUGGUCAGUAGAGGGAAAAGCAAGCACUCCAGCAAAGUCUCAGCUAGAGCUGCACCAGGGCAAUGUGAGAAUACUAAAUCAACCCACAGAUCUUAUAGAAUCAUCAGUACCGACAUUUUCUGAAUCUCUUGGACACAUCAUUGUAAGGGAACAACUUUCUAAAACAUAUCAUCAAGAAAAUGACUGCAAUCUGAUUGGGCCUCCAGAAGAGGUUUUAUCUGUUAAAUCUAAUUUACUAUCUACUGGUGAAUCUUCGGCUACUUUAGUUGAAAUGUUAGAAAGUAAAUCUGUUGCGGAAUCACAUGUCUCUCUGAUAUCAGACUACAGUGACAGCUCAUUAGAAAAACGUGAGUCUGUCCUAAUCGAAGCAGUUUUCCAAGAAGAGAACUCCUCAUCACCUCCAAAUUUUGAAACUCAGCACCAAGAUGAUACAGAAAUGGCAUUCAACCACUGCAGCUCACCAGUGGACCAACAUGCUGAUAACAUUCCACAUUUUGUUCAAGAGAACCAUUUAAAUGUUGGAGACAAAGACACUGAAAUUGAUUUAAUUGAAAAGGGACAGAUAUUGCAAGAGGAUACAUCUACUUUUGAGAGCAAUUCUGGUUCUACAAGUGUCCUUUUUGAGCAUUCAGGAGAUGUGACUCACAAUGUGGAGGAGAGAUCAAAAGAUUCAAUUGUCAAGCCUGGUGAAAGUAUACAAUUGAUCUUUCAAUCAUCAACAGAUAAUGAAGAAGUAGUGGUCGAUGUGUCCUCUGUACGUGAUGCAGAUAUAUGUCCUCCAUUGCUGUCAACAGCAUCCUUCGAUAACUGUGUUUCAACCACAAUGAUUAUAUCUGACAGAUCAGAGCAGAUAUAUCUUCAGGAAGAGUUGAAAGAGGAUACAACAAACUCCACACCAGUUGCACCUCUGUUAGGUUCUUGUGGCCAGGGUUGUACACUGGAUGUCGAAGACAAAGAAGACCUACGCAAUAUUUUAGACAUUUCAAGCUCAACCUCCACAUUCCCUCUAGAUGUACCUUUGGAUAAGCUUCCACAGUUUACUAGCCAAAGACCAUCUAAUCUACUAUCCGCAACAGGAAAGAGAAGUCCUGUUUCAUCUUCAGCCAUGGCUCCCCAAAGACUGCCACACUCCUUACUGCAGACUGAGGAACGGAAUCAGGAUGCUUCUGUACCUGAUAUUUACUCUCACAGACAAUCUUUCUCCCCGGGGCUUAAUGAUAAGUCACCCUUUGGCUGUGGACGUCUACUAGAUACAAAACCACCAUCUGCCUUCAGCCCCCAAAUGCGAAUGCGUUCACCCUCUCCUAUAAAGGGUGCCCAAAACUCCAGGCCUUCCUUAACACCCUCAGCUCUUAAAAAGUCUCUUGCUGCCUCUUGUAUCAGUCAGACAAUAUCUCAAAGCAUGGCCAAGAGGGGUGUAAAUCUCCAGACUGCUUCUCCACCUGUAAGCUCCCUAUCUCCCCUUCCCACCACACCAUUAAGACUGAGAUCACCAUCUCCUAAAUCUAUGACUUUGGAGUCGAGUCUGGAGCCAAAUCUUGGCUGUACUUUCAGCACCGGAUAUGGGAAUCAACCAACAAGGUCCUCUCCAUCCCCCUUCAGAUCAAACAGUCUUCGAUCUAGCCCAGCAACUAUUCAGUCUCCUCCUCCUUAUCGAAGUCAGCGAUCAGUAUCUCCGGCUCCUCCAGUAAGUCUCCAUUCACCGGUGUCUCCGGCACCUCCUGUUAGUCUCCAUUCACCGGUGUCUGCUAAAAGCCCUCGUGAACAGACUCCUUACACCAGCUUAAAUGGAAAUAACAACAAUAAUAAUGGUUUGAGUGAUAAUGGGUGGACCACUACCCACAAAAAAGCAGCACAUGCAAAUGUUGGUGAAUCCCAGCAUUACUUCCAAGAUCAUCAAAGAGCAACACUGCACAACAGGGUGGCUCGGCCUUUUCCAUCCUCUGAGCCUAGCUCUCGCGUGCAGUCGCCAUCUUCAAUUACCGGAAUUUGCUCCCCUCCACCUACCCAAAGCCAUACCAUUCACUUGGUAACAAAACCACCUAAUCCCAGAACCCCUAGACAAGGUGGAGCUGGCUUUUUUACCCCUCUUUGUCUGGAACUGUCAAGAUCGUCAUCCGUGUGUUCACUGUCUCCCUGUGGGAGUCCCAGAAUCACCUCUCCACCCCCUAUUGGCAUUCCUACAAGUGUCUUGGGCCUUGCUAACCCACAGCCAAAUAAUCCUUCAUUAACAAAUCCAUCUUCUCCAACAAAAGCAGAGUCAAGCUCUAUACCAAGAGGUAUCAGAAUCAUCUCUCCUAUUCCAUCAGGGCCAUCUUCAUGUUCCGCAACUGUUCCUCAGAACCAGAGGUGGCUAAGAGGAACCAGUUUGCCCUUGGGUGGUGAUAGAACUCCCAGUCCAGCUAGACCUGAGCGCAGAUCUUGGGCAGAAAGUGGACGAUGGUCAGUUGGUUCAGAGUCAGAGUUAACAAGUCCUCGUGGUGGUUUAUACAGUGGUAGCCCAUCCUCUGUAAGUCCUGGCCCCAUGUCACCUGUCAGAUCAACACCUGAAAGAACCAGUCAUGGUGUAAAACAUUUCACAAGCAUUGCCUGGCCAGAAGUACAUGAAUUGUUGACUAAAUAUAGCACAGAGCCUCAUGCUGAAACUGAUACCAUGCCCUACACGAACGCCGAGCAAGACAACAUAUCUUUAGAAGAAACUACAUGUCGGAGCACCCUCAUUUGUCCCUAUGUAGCUCAAACCAGCCCUGACUGUGAGAGAGACACUCCAAUUCAGUUCACAAAGGAGAACAAACUAGAGGACAAUGUUCCCAGUCAAGGAUCGAAAACAACAUUGAAAACUAGCUAUGCCACCACCGUCAACUUGCAGAUUGCUGGUAGUGGGAGAAUAGCAUCUUUUAGUAAUGCACAAGUCAGUCUGACUCAAACACUGACCCCUGUGACAGACAACCAGAACAGAAGAAGGGUCAGCAUCAAUAGCUGCAACUUCUCAAUGCAGAACUGCAAAAGGCUUUAAGGUGGUGUGCUACCAGGGACUAGUGCUUCAGUGACAGGUACUUUUUCUGGCACUUAAGCAUGUUGAGUCAGCAAUCCGGGACCACAAAUACGGUUAUAAGGAUGACAAAAUACGGGUCUCAGCCAGGUGACUUUGCUAUGGUCAGUGUUUUUUUUUUGUUUGUUUUGGUUUUUUUACAAGUGCUUUACUCGAAAUGGGACAAAUAUUAAGACUUAACCCAAAUUGUGUGUACCAGUGAAACAUCAAUAAAAUGUUUGUUUUAUUUGAUAGUGUAAUUUUAUUUUACUUGUUAAGAUGUUUAAGACUCUGUAAUAUGCAAAUGUAUUAUGAGUGAUUGAACCAAAGCCUCUGGCGUUAAAGGAUUUCAGUUGGAUGUGUUAUAUAUAGAGAACUCUUAUUUAUGAAGUAGAUGUUUUCUGGCACUUAAACUUUUAUUUCCGUUUUGCACAUUUUUCUCUAACGUGUUUCAGACGUGUCUGUAAAGUAGUGUGUUUCAGGCAAAACAUUCUCAUGCAUGUUAAAAUGUAAUUGAUUUUUAUUAAA
Molecule: messenger RNA, 7415 nt
Organism: Paramisgurnus dabryanus
Lineage: Eukaryota; Metazoa; Chordata; Actinopteri; Cypriniformes; Cobitidae
Biological process (GO): regulation of actin filament polymerization
Molecular function (GO): guanyl-nucleotide exchange factor activity; small GTPase binding
Source: RefSeq, a predicted model, not a curated record